Molecule: messenger RNA, 1065 nt
Organism: Candidula unifasciata
Lineage: Eukaryota; Metazoa; Mollusca; Gastropoda; Stylommatophora; Geomitridae
Source: the annotation of a GenBank genome assembly
AUGACUGGCCAACUGGAAGCCGAAAGAAGUAACGAGCUACAAAGUGAAGAUCCUUGGAAGAUUAUGACACCACGGCUGAAUCCACAGCUGAUUAAGCAAAAUGACCAAGAGAAACCUAUUUAUGAUAAAGAAAAUAACUUCCACUGCGAGCUCGUACACAAUAACCAACAGUCUGCGUUGAAGAUUCUAAACCCAAAUGAUCUGGAAUCUUUCAAACACCAAGAUAAUGUGGCGACCUGUCACCACACGGUGAGUGACUCAAGAUACAACGCUACAUAUUCUCACUCCAGGAAAAUAAAUCUAGCCCAGGCUAUGCCUGAAUCCGAACAACCAACUUUUCCGAAACACGGAGUGCAGGAUAUCUUGAAUGUCAGGGAUAACAUCACUUCCACGCAAUGGCUUAAGCUAAAUCACAGCUAUGCAGAACAAAUCAGACAAAUGAAUGCACACGUUUGUUCCAACGCUGACAACAAUAAACUUGCUUCAGCUACCAGUGAAUGCUAUAAGGACAAGGAAAAGACUAAAUGUGGCAGUAGUAACUUUUCAAACGAGGGAAAUGAUGCUCAAACUGUCGUCUCUUCCGGGAAACAUCUGACAGUUCUCACUUACAUUCUGUCAGCGGCUGUGCUUGUACUCACUAUCGCUGUCAUGCGUCUACACGUGAAAAUAAAGUCCCUUGAAGCCAGCAGAGAUGUGUUCAACUCAAACUACCAGUCUGGGGAGAAGCAAGCAAAGUUUGUGGAUAAGCAACUGCUGGGAACUACCAACACACGAGAAACAAACGAGAAACUCGCGGCGCUGUUCUUGACACCCAGAUUGGGCAUGACGAACACCGAACAAGGAACUUAUCAAAACAACGACGACAACACUGAUCGAUCAGACGCCGACGUGCAGCACACGAAAUUCACCAAACAGUACAAUAACCCUCAUGCUUUCCGAAGAAUUAUCACCUAUAUGCCCACAUCUACCAAAGAAGCGAAGACUGAGGUCGGACUCCAUUACUACUUUAGGAAACUCCUCCAGGCAGGAAGUGAGGCAAGUCUCAGACUAUUUCAUGUCUACUGA